UCGUUGACACAAUCUUCCUCAAACUUGGGAGACUCGGUUCUCCCUCAUCCGACGUCCGAAUUCGAUUUCGUCGACACCGUGACGCUCCUGAGAUCGCCCUCUACGCAACCAUAUUCAUCUUUUGAAGUUUCGUCGAAGUUUAUUUUUCCAGAAUCCGGCGACACUCCGGCGACGUUCCGGCGAAGCUCCGACGAACCCUCUAACGACCUCCAACUUGGAUUCCGACUCCAUAGAAUGGUUUCUCAUCUUCUUCCGAGCAAAAACCAACGCCCAGAAUCAUUCCUUUCCCUCUCUUUCUAUUCUCUCAUUUUCCCCUCCUUUUCUUGACGUGGAGUAAAUCCGAGAACGACAAGGCAACGAUCCGGGGAGGUGGAGUGUGGCACGGCGUGAACCGGGCGAGCUUCUACCGUUUUAU
Molecule: messenger RNA, 415 nt
Organism: Linum tenue
Lineage: Eukaryota; Viridiplantae; Streptophyta; Magnoliopsida; Malpighiales; Linaceae
Source: the annotation of a GenBank genome assembly